This is a messenger RNA of Alternaria ethzedia, 2301 nucleotides long. RefSeq lists its product as uncharacterized. The transcript has 2 exons. The record is from RefSeq and is a predicted model, not a curated record. Bases 1 to 2301 code for a protein of 766 amino acids. Gene Ontology annotation, biological process: positive regulation of transcription by RNA polymerase II. NCBI's taxonomy places the organism in Eukaryota, Fungi, Ascomycota, Dothideomycetes, Pleosporales, Pleosporaceae. Gene Ontology annotation, molecular function: zinc ion binding; transcription cis-regulatory region binding; DNA-binding transcription factor activity, RNA polymerase II-specific. Gene Ontology annotation, cellular component: nucleus.
AUGAAAUACUCAUCGCAACCAACCCCGUCAACCCUCGAAAGAGACUUCGGACCGGAAUGGUCCGACCGCCUUCGCACAACUAUCGCCUCCAACUCAGAGCUGAUGAUUGUCGAACAAGAAGCAUGGAAAGAUCAAGCUCAUUGGAGGGACAACGACUCAGCUACCCCGAGACCUGUUGACCCAUGGAAGCUGAUAACUCCACUGGGGACGCCUCGGAAAGAAUAUGACGAUCCAAGAGAAGACAUAGACGAUGGUCUAAGAUUUGAACAGGGAUACGAUCCUACGCGAUGGGCGCUUGUCAAAUACGACUACAACUUCGAAGCUUUUGAGAAAGUCAAAGCGCAUCGAUUGCGCUGUAGUCUGGAAUCGCAAAACUUCGCGAAGAGGAUCGUAUGGUAUGUGUUCUUAGCUGUCUUGCUCCAUGGUAUCUGGACGCACUGGGAUGAGUCUGAGAGGCGCGGCACACGCAAAUGCGACGAAAGUAAACCCACAUGCGGUCGCUGCAGCAGCAAGAACGAAAAAUGCAAUUGGGCUUCUCGCCUCACCUUCCGGGCCGAGAAUGCUCUAGGUGUCGGGCCAUCGUCGCUGCAUCGCCCGCCGGGACGACCGCCUGCGCGCUUCAAGAUCAAGGACGUAACUGCGGAAGUUAUACGCGAUUAUCAGCAUUACGAUGCAGUAGUGGAUGAGCUUGAUACGCCAGAUCGAUUUGAUGAUCGGCAGAGUCCUCCUUCUGACAAUAUAUCGCCAGCUACAGCCGACGAGCAGGUCCCACAGCAUCAAGCUCACGCUCACCCAUAUUGGACGCCAAACACGCCUUUCUCGGCUGCAGAAGAUACUAUAGACCCUCUCCAGUCGACCCAGUACGUGCCUUUACCCACUCCAGGAGAUAUCGAAUCCAUCUGGCACAGUCCCGGCACGACUACGUAUCUAGACGACAGCGUAUUCCUACCAGGUUCAGCGUAUCUCGAUGCGCAUUCCACGUUUCGGAGCCAUUUAAUACAGGAAGUGAGAUCUAAUGUACCAACUCGAGAGGUUACACCUGAUGCUGUGCGUAUUGGACAGGGCUGGGGAGGGGUGCAAGAAAAUUACGCUUCAGAUGCAGGUGCAGCGAGGCACGUUAUGGGAACCUCACUUGACACCGCUCCCAUCGACGAGUCAGAAACGCCAAAUAUAUCGCCACCCCAGCUAUCCCCAGAAGACGACUUCGAACUAUGGAAAAACUGGCUCAACGAAGUAGCACCCUGGAUCGAUAAAUUCGACCCGGAGCGACACUUCCAACGCACCCUACCCAUCAUGGCACGCUCGCACGAUCACUUGCGGUACUCGAUGCUCGCUCUCUCAGCCCGCCAAAUAGAGCGGAAGAAUAACAGUAAACAUACCUCGCGCAGUCUAGCGCUCUACCAAACAGCCAUCCAGCUCGUCCUCCCACAACUGCAUACCCGCAGCACGCCCGUGAUAGCAUCAUGCGUAGUGCUAUGCGUACUCGAGAUGCUGAGUAGUUCGGCGAAAGCAUGGCAUCAGCAUCUAGAUGGCUGUGCGCAUUUGUUAGAAGCUGUGGGAAUCAACGGGUUCAGCGGUGGUGUGGAUCAAGCGCUGUUUUGGUGCUUUGCUCGCAUGGACGUCUGCGGCGGGCUUAUCGCAUCGUCUAAAACGCUCAUACCGGUUGAGCACUGGGCUUCUUCAGGAAUGGGUCUCGAUGCCGAUGUGGACCGUUUCCGUUCAGUCAGCAGCUACAACGUUUACGCGUGCGAAGCCGUGUAUCUCAUUGCCCAGAUCCUUGACUUACUGUCUUUCCAUUCAAAUCUAGCUGGUCGCGUGGGCGCCACACCACGCUCAUCCACAGACACAGACGCCGCAUAUUCCGCUCGUUGGACUCAACUCUGGCACCACAUCUCAACAUGGUACACCACGCGCCCCGCAGAAAUGCUCCCAACCUCCUCCUUCACCCCACCCACCACCCCCUUCCCCCGUCUCCUCUACAGCAACCCUGCCGCCAUGUCUGGCAACCAACUCCACCACACUGCCUGCAUCCUUCUCCUCCGUCACAAACCUCCCAACACCGCCGUGACACCCAAACCGAACUCAAUCUUCUGGCACGCAAGACAGAUUUGUGGGAUCUCGAUUAGCAAUGAUGAUCAUGCUGCUUGGACGAAUGCGAUUCAGCCGCUGUGGAUUGCGGGGCAGUGGAUGAGCCAUGAGAGUGAGCAGAAGGCUAUUUUGCAACUGCUGGAGAAGAUUGAGAGACUUUCGGGGUGGAGUACGAAGUGGAGGGCGGAGGAUUUGAAGGAGUUUUGGGGGUAG